AGCCUUAGACAACGGGGGAAGAAUAUUCUCGCUUUAAGCAAGCCUAGGCGACGGCCGACGGCCACCACUAGGCUGAAUUUCCCUUAGAGGACGAGACAAGCCUUUUUCUUUUUUUCACGGAUGGAACUUUCGCGGAGAAGAGAGACACUCGGAAUUCUAGGCCAAACUUCGCAACGCGUAGUUCCCGAUUCACCCUCAGCCCAGAGCCGAGCUCUUCCGGUUCGACUUCGUCAGCGACAUCGAGCUCCCGGCACACUCUCACAAAGGGUAAGGAAUAAAUCGUUUCCAAGAUGGGGGCGAUGUUCAGGAGCGAGGAUAUGGCCCUUUGCCAGCUGUUCAUUCAGCCGGAGGCGGCUUACCUUUCCGUUUCUGAACUUGGAGAAACCGCUGAACGGCGACGUGAAUUACUUUCAACGGAAGUUCGUCAACGAGGUACGGCGAUGCGACGAACUGGAACGCAAGCUUCGAUACAUCGAGACGGAAGUGAGGAAAGACGACGUGCCGAUCGCGGAUAAUCUUACGGAGCUACCGCGCGCACCCAAUCCCCGUGAGAUUAUAAAUCUCGAGGCGCACGUCGAGAAAACGGAGAACGACAUACGGGAGUUGAGCCAGAACGCGGUGAACCUGAAGAUCAACUAUGUCGAGCUGACGGAAUUACAGCAUGUGCUCGAGAAGACGCGAGCGUUCUUCACGGAGGAAGAAGCCAACGACUCGAUCUCCCGGGCGCUCAUUAACGAGGAACCACAGAAUCCGGUCUCCACGACUCGCGGACGCCUCGAAUUCGUCGGCGGGGUGAUAAAUCGUGAACGGGUUCCAGCCUUCGAGAGAAUGCUCUGGCGGAUAUCGCGCGGGAACGUGUUCCUCCGGCAAAGCGAGCUUGAGAAACCACUGGAAGAUCCGGCUACGGGCAAUCAAAUUUACAAGACGGUCUUCGUGGCGUUCUUCCAAGGGGAACAAUUGAAAAGCCGCAUCAAGAAGGUUUGCGCCGGCUUCCACGCCUCGCUCUACCCCUGCCCGACCAGUCUUGCGGAGCGUGAAGAAAUGGUGAAAGGCGUUCGAACAAGACUGGAAGAUCUCAAUUUGGUAUUGAACCAAACGCAAGAUCAUAGGCAGCGUGUUCUGCAUAACGUGGCGAAGGAGUUGCCAAACUGGAGCAUUAUGGUGCGCAAGAUGAAGGCCAUUUACCACACGAUGAAUCUAUUCAACAUGGACGUGUCGAAGAAGUGCCUUAUCGGAGAAUGCUGGGUGCCAGUUUCCGACCUCACCACCGUGCAGAAUUGCCUGACGGAAGGAUCGCGACUCUGCGGCAGCUCCAUACCGUCAUUUCUCAACGUGAUCCACACGGACGAGAACCCGCCGACGUUCAACCGGACGAACAAGUUCACCAGGGGUUUCCAAAAUCUGAUCGACGCGUACGGCGUGGCGUCGUAUCGCGAGGCUAAUCCGGCGCUCUACACCAUCGUGACGUUUCCCUUCCUGUUCGGCGUGAUGUUCGGCGAUGCCGGCCACGGACUGAUUCUGACAAUCUUCGCCGCCGCUAUGAUAAUACGGGAGAAGAAGAUCAUCGCGCAGAAAUCGAGCAACGAGAUUGCGAGCAUAUUCUUCGGCGGACGUUACAUCAUCCUCCUCAUGGGUCUGUUCUCCAUAUACGCUGGUCUGAUCUACAACGACGUGUUUUCAAAGUCGCUUAACAUAUUCGGAUCUAGUUGGAGGAUCUCUUACAACGAGAGCACGGUGAACGAGAACCCGCUGCUCCAGUUGCACCCGGGGAAUGAUUAUAUAAGGCAUCCGUAUCCUUUGGGCUUGGACCCAGUUUGGGCGCUCGCGCGCAACAAGAUUGUAUUUCAGAAUUCGUUCAAGAUGAAGCUGUCCAUCAUCUUCGGCGUCGUGCACAUGAUCUUCGGCGUGUGCAUAAACGUCGUCAAUAUCGUAAAUUUCAGAAGGUAUCACAGCUUCUUCUUGGAAUUCCUGCCGCAACUAUUCUUCCUUAUUGUGCUGUUCUUUUACAUGACUGUCUUGAUGUUCAUCAAGUGGAUUCUGUACAACUCCAAUGAUGACAAGUCGAUGCGAAGUUCGAUGUGCGCACCAUCGGUCCUGAUAACGUUCAUCAACAUGAUGCUCUUCAAGCACGCCAACAUGCCCCCGGAAUGUUCCGAGUACAUGUUCGAAGGACAAAACAUCCUGCAGUUCGUUUGUUUGGGUAUCGCUGUCGCGUGCAUUCCGGUGAUGCUCUUCGGCAAGCCGUUAUACGUCCUGUGCACGAGGGCAAAGAGAGUCAGGAAUAAAGGGAAAACCUUCAGCAACGGGAACGCAUCGCAAGAGAUCGAGAUGCAGGUGGCGGGGACCAGCAAAGACACGGCCGGCGGCGGUCACGGCAACCAUGACGAUAUGUCCUUUGGCGAGCUGAUGAUCACUCAGGCGAUCCACACCAUCGAAUACGCGCUCUCCACUGUUUCGCACACCGCCUCGUACCUGCGAUUGUGGGCGCUGUCGUUGGCUCACUCACAGCUGUCCGAGGUGCUCUGGGGAAGGCUGUUACGGUUGGGCAUGGGCGCCACGGAAGGGGAUUACGUCACCGGUGCCUUACUGUCCAUCUUCUUCGCCGUCUGGGCCUUCUUCACCAUCGCCAUUCUCGUCAUGAUGGAGGGCCUCUCGGCGUUCCUGCACACGCUUCGACUUCAUUGGGUCGAGUUCAUGACCAAAUUCUACGAAGGCACGGGAUACCCCUUCCAGCCAUUUUACUUUAAGAGUAUUUUAGAUGCCGAGGAUGCCGAAGAGUAAACGGCCGCUAGUCCAGACAGCAAUAAUCGUUAUAUAUAUAUGUACACACAUUUAUUGAGUUACGCGCGAAGACGUCUUUAUACAUUAUGCAUGUACUUUAUACAUUAUGUAUCGAAUAUUUUCGUAUAUACGCCAGGCCUUGUUUCGUUGCCUAAAGAACCAGAGGGAGAGAGAGAGAGAGAGAGAGAGAGGGAGAGAAAGAGUACGGGAGGACCAAAUCGCCGUGGAUUGUUUUAAACGGAGUUUGACAAUGUGCCUUCGGUAAUUUUAGUCUUCGAUCGCGUGCCUGUAUACAUACGAUUGGAUUAACGCCGCGCUCGUGCACCCGAUCGCGCGCCAUUUUUCUGUAAUAUUUAAGAAGAAAAAAAGGAAACGUCGGUUUUUAGUUCUGGCGAUCAAUAACGCAGGCGAACCGCUUUGUUUUCAUGAAAUAACGAGCGAAUAAAUCGGCGAAGAACCCGGUAGAGAGGAGGGGGUGGGGGAGGGGGAGUAGCACCGCGUUUCAGCAUUAAUCCGUCCGAUUGUACAUCGGUCGAAUAUGCGUAUGCGAUAAUCGCAAUAACAGUUUUAUCACGUUUCUCUCGCGAAUGUUUUCGCGAGCGCGCGCUUGCAAAGCACAUAGCGAAGCCGAACGUAGAGAAACACAUUUAUUUGCGCAUUAAAUAUUUAUCGGUUUUCGCCUGGCCGCUCGGUCCGCAAUCGAAUCUCUCCGAGGGGAGAGUGAAAAUUCAUCCGGCCGUGCGAAUAUCACGACUGAGCUUUCCCGCGUUUUUAUUCCCGUCCGUAUUAUUUCGCGCCGACUCUUCUGAAUUAAACCGAUCGCACUUUGCGCGGGUCGUUUGAUGAAAGAAGAAAAAGGAAAAGAGGGGAAAAAAGAGGGAAGACAGACGACGACUCUCAGCCGUUCUGGAACUAAUCGUUUUGUUUGAAACAAGAUACGCUUAGAGCCGAGAUCCGCUCGUUCAGUGUUAAGGCUCUUGUUUCCUCUCGCCACGGUCAUUUUGUUCAAUGACGUCAGAAACGAGACGACACAUACUCGGCAUUCUGGCGAAGCAAACUUUGCAACAAAGGGAGAUGUCUAUGAAAUGAUACUCGCCGUCUCGAUCAAGCAGAUUCGGCAGAAAAGAGUCCGGAAACUUUCCUUUCGCCCCGAUGAUCGAUAAGUAGUCACGAAAGUAACGCGUCGCAAAAUAGUUAAAAAAACAGGCUACAUUCCAUCUCAGGUGAUUUACCAUUAAUUUUUUAAUAUUACGCAAUCCUCGGGAUCGAGAUCGCGACGUGUCACAUUACAGGCGUACCAUUCUCGCUUCGACGAAUUUCGAGCGCGUAUCUUCACGUUUUUCCGACGCCAUUAAUCAAGAUGACCGCAACGAGGGGUGGGCGGGAGGUGUGCUGAAAGCGUCGCGUGUUGUAAUCGCGGCGUUACGAACGCCGAGUGUAAAAAAGGAGAAUGUAACAGGUGCAUGCGCGAUUCACAAAUCAUGCCGCUGCCGGCGCGUUGCUACCGCUGUUGCUGCUACCGCUGCUCGGCGCGCAUCGUAUUCAUUCCAUUAAUUACCUAGUAGAGCGGGGACACGCCAUAGUUGAAUAGUUUGUCCUUAAGUAACGUCGUUUCGUAACGUUUUAUCGCUCGGCGAGGCUAUUAAUCGCGACGCGUGGCAGAGCCCGUCUUCUCCGCCGCGGGAAGAGCGGCGGACUCGAACUGUUGUAAUUUCCGCCCCGCCGCGGAAGAAAUCGCCCGGACAAACGCGCCCGGCAAACGAGUCCCCGCGAACUCGACUCGGGAGUUACGAGUAACGUAAUCAAUUUACGUCCGAUGUCCCGUUGAUUCGACAAUUGACGAUCAUUAACAGAGGCUCGCGCUAACAGAUUACGCUCAGGUAACGUCGGUGCCGCGAACCCGUCGGCAAUUGCAAUACGGCCCGGGUGUCGGGAAAUCUGGGAGAAAACCGCCGCUACGCAGGGCCUAAUUAAUGUUCGACAGCGUCAGCGAGCAGCGUCGCGAACGUACAUUAUACACGUACAUAUAUAUAAUACAUUCUGCAUUAUUAAAGUACAAAUCCUCCUGAGUGAUGGGUAACCGAGGGUAGUCGAACUUAGGCGAGCGAGUUACCAUUGCGACUGUAUCUGCUGUAGAAAAUAGCGCAACGUCGUCGAUGAAAAAAGAGAGAGAGAGAGAGAUACAUAUGUACGCACGCGUACAUGCACGAGUUGUUCCCGAGAUCUCAGCCGAAACCUCACCGAUGGAUUACUUCGACUUCGUCGAUGUCGAUUUUUUUAAAUUAACGGGAUGUCAAAUUUUUUAAAAAAAGGAAAAAAAGCAAACGCCUGCAAUUUAACGAUGAAGUUUCACACCCGAGUGUUUCGUUCCAGAAUUUUCACGGAAUAGAUAUCUUUUUUUACUGAUUAAUUGUUUUUAUCGCGUGUCUCAGAGAUUCAGUCGCGCGAUUGUUGCGUCGUGACGUUGAAACGUUGCAAUAAAUGCCACCUGGAAAAUUUUUCCCGGGUAAACAACGCCGGCUCCGAUUCGGCGAUUGGUUUGUUUCGCGUGCGUUGAAACUGAGGGGCCGAGAUCUCUGGGACACCUUGUCGAUAAACAAUAUGUAUACAUGUAUAUAUUUUAUCAAAAAUGUGUUAUAUGUUAUGAAAUAAAUCGAAAUUACGAAAGCUGCAUA
Molecule: messenger RNA, 5456 nt
Organism: Dinoponera quadriceps
Lineage: Eukaryota; Metazoa; Arthropoda; Insecta; Hymenoptera; Formicidae
Gene: Vha100-2
Product: V-type proton ATPase 116 kDa subunit a isoform 1-like
Exons: 14
Coding region: 121-2781 (886 amino acids)
Biological process (GO): proton transmembrane transport; vacuolar acidification
Cellular component (GO): vacuolar proton-transporting V-type ATPase complex; plasma membrane; vacuolar proton-transporting V-type ATPase, V0 domain
Molecular function (GO): ATPase binding; proton-transporting ATPase activity, rotational mechanism
Source: RefSeq, a predicted model, not a curated record